AACAUCUUGCAAAGCUUGCAAAAAAGGAUAAUAAACGUGGAGGAUCAUUUCAUGUGAAUGAUAAAAUUGAAUCUGAUGUAGAUAAAGAAAUUAAAAUGAAAUACAAGCUUUUAAAAUUGCUUAUUUUUUUUUUAUUAGGUCGACCUCCAAAAUCCACUUUGCCAAAAAGAGAUAAUGUAAGAGAAAUAUCCCUUCAAGCAUACGAAGCGAUCUCUGAAGAUGAAAUUGGAGAAGCUUCAACAAAUAUCUUACAAUGA
Messenger RNA from Racocetra fulgida, 257 nucleotides. The record is from the annotation of a GenBank genome assembly. NCBI's taxonomy places the organism in Eukaryota, Fungi, Glomeromycota, Glomeromycetes, Diversisporales, Gigasporaceae.